Molecule: messenger RNA, 2121 nt
Organism: Thalassophryne amazonica
Lineage: Eukaryota; Metazoa; Chordata; Actinopteri; Batrachoidiformes; Batrachoididae
Product: procollagen galactosyltransferase 1-like
Exons: 12
Coding region: 58-1887 (609 amino acids)
Molecular function (GO): procollagen galactosyltransferase activity
Source: RefSeq, a predicted model, not a curated record
CCUCCGUGUCUGUCCGCCGCUUCAGCACAGAGGUGUUAUUAUUUUUGUCCCCUUGCCAUGCUCCGAGUCAGGUCGCUUCUGCCUGCCCUGGUGUUCGGCUUUCUGCUGGGUCUUAGCCGGGGGUAUUUCCCUGAGGAGCGGUGGAGCCCCGAGUCUCCGCUUCUCGCUCCCCGGGUCCUCAUUGCUCUCGUAUGCCGCAACUCGGCGCACUCCCUGCCGCUGUUCCUCGGAGCUAUUGAGCGCCUCAACUACCCCAAAGACCGCACUGCGCUGUGGGUGGCAACAGACCACAAUGUGGAUAACACCACAGCCCUGCUGAGAGAAUGGCUCAUCCAGGUGCAGAAUUACUACCACUAUGUGGAGUGGAGACCAAAACAUGAACCCAGUGACUUUGAAGAUGAGGCGGGGCCAAAGCACUGGAAUAAUCGUCGUUAUGAACAUGUAAUGAAGCUCCGUCAAGCAGCACUGGACACUGCCCGUGAAAUCUGGGCUGACUACCUCCUGGUGGUUGACUGUGACAAUCUGCUCAUCAAUCAGGAUGUACUUUGGAAACUUAUGAGAGAGAACAAAACUAUUGUAGCUCCCAUGUUGGAGUCCAGAGCUGCAUACUCCAACUACUGGUGUGGCAUGACAUCACAGGGUUAUUAUAAGCGUACACCAGCUUACGUCCCCAUCCGUAAGCGGGAGCGUCGUGGGUGUUUUGCUGUUCCUAUGGUCCAUUCCACCUAUCUUGUGGACCUACGCAAAGAGGCUUCUAGGCAGCUGGCUUUUUACCCACCACACCCACACUACAACUGGGCCACGGAUGAUGUCAUAAUCUUUGCUUAUUCAGCUCGUAUGGCAGAUGUGCAAAUGUACGUGUGCAACAAAGAAACCUAUGGGUAUUUCCCAGUCCCUAUGCGCUCCCAUGCUACUUUGCAGGAUGAAGCAGAGAGCUUUUCGCAUACUCAUCUUGAGGUGAUGGUUAAUCAUCCUCCUUUGGAGCCCUCGAGCUUCUUGAUGCUCCCUCGCAAGGAGCUUAACAAAAUGGGCUUUGAUGAGGUGUUUAUGAUAAAUCUGGAACGUCGAGCUGACCGCCGAGAGCGAAUGCUAAGAACGCUGCAUGAGCAGGAGAUCAGCUGUAAGGUUGUUGUUGCUGUCGAUGGCAAAGCUCUGAACAAGUCUGAAAUGGCGUCAAUGGGGAUAAAGAUGUUGCCAGGAUAUAAAGACCCUUAUCAUGGUCGACCUCUCACCAAGGGUGAACUGGGCUGUUUCCUCUCUCACUACAAUGUCUGGAAGGAGAUAGUAGACCGUGAUCUGCAGACCUCCCUGGUCUUAGAGGAUGACCUGCGUUUUGAGGUGUUUUUCAGACGUCGUCUUCAGACCCUGCUGCAGGAGGUGAUGAUACAAAAGCUUGACUGGGAUCUGAUUUACAUUGGGCGGAAGAGGAUGCAGGUGGACCACCCAGAGAAGGCUGUUCCAAACAUACACAACCUGGUGGAAGCUGACUACUCUUACUGGACACUGGGUUAUAUGUUGUCAUUGCAAGGUGCCCAAAAACUGCUCAGAGCCCAGCCUCUGAACAAGAUGCUUCCUGUAGAUGAGUUUCUUCCUGUCAUGUACGACAAACAUCCUGUUUCGGAGUACAUGAAGCCAUUUGAGCAUCGAGACCUGCGUGCAUUCUCUGCCGAGCCACUUCUGGUUUAUCCAACCCAUUAUACAGGUGAUCCAGGCUACAUCAGCGAUACAGAAACAUCUGUUGUCUGGGACAAUGAAACAGUCAAAACUGACUGGGGCCGAGCCAAGUCCAGGAAAACCCAGGAGCAGCAGGAGCUGAGCUUUGAGGCCCAGAACUCUGAUGUUCUGCAGUCUGAACUGGAGAAGUGGAGCACACGGGACGAGUUGUGAUAAAGACAGCACACAUCAAGGAGAUAACACAGAAAUGAAUCACAGGGAUGGAAUAUAACAGAGGUAUAGUGAAGAAAGGGAGGAGGGAGUUGUCCUGCAAGUUGUGGUAGAAGAUGCCCAAUGCUUUGUACAUUUCUCUCUCCACUGUUUUAUCUCUCUCUUAUGGGAGCAAGUUGGAUGUAGAGUUAACUCUUGAAGAGUCAGCCAGUAGCUUUUGUUUUAUUUAUUGCAUCC